AUGAAUAUUUUUGUAUUUUCAGUAUUUUUAUGUUUUACCGUGCACGGUUUUCUUACGCCAGGAUACAGUAGUUUCUUUGAUCCGGCGUGGAUAGAGGAGAACAAUGAAAGAGAAAGCGCAAACUCCGCGAGAAAAAAUCAAAACGCUGCAAAAAAAUGCUUAGAACCGGCAACUUGUGACGAGUGCAGAUACUUAACCGGACGGUGUGUCCGUCGAUUCAAAGGCCUCUGCAAGAAAAAAGGCUAUCAACGAGCCCAAGGAAACUGCUCGACAAGAAAGCUGCUCAAAAAGCACCGCGCAUCAAACAGAUGGCAAGGCUUCUAA
Messenger RNA from Oikopleura dioica, 324 nucleotides. The record is from the annotation of a GenBank genome assembly. NCBI's taxonomy places the organism in Eukaryota, Metazoa, Chordata, Appendicularia, Copelata, Oikopleuridae.